AUGAACGAGUCGGCGGGACUGCGCUUCCGGCGGCUGCACCGCCCGCAGGUGAUCACCGACGAGCUGCCGGAGCAGCGGCACAAAGGGUCCAGCACCUACAGCGGGAAGAUCUUCCGGGUCACGCUGCUCUCUCUGGGCGUCCUCCUGCUUCUUCCUCUCCUGGUCAUCAUCCUCAUCCUCGAGUCUCCCAUCAAGCCUGAAGUCUUCACGCUGAAGGAGCCGCCCAUGAUGAAGGGCUGCUGGGAGCCCAACCUGAAGCUCCGAGAAGCUCAGAGACUGUUUGAGGACCAGCUCGUCGGCCCCGAGUCCAUCGCCAACAUCGGAGAUGUUCUGUUCUCGGGAACAGCUGACGGGAAAAUCGUGAAGCUGGUCGGUCGGAGGAUCCACGUGGUGACGAGACUCGGGAAGCUGCCGUGUGCAGGUUCCAGAGAGGACGAGCCCAGCUGCGGGAGGCCGCUGGGGAUCAGAGUCGGACCCAACGGGACGCUGUUUGUAGCCGAUGCCUACCUGGGUCUGUUCGAGGUCAACCCCACCACAGGUGAGGCGACCAGGUUGGUGAACGGCGGCCAGGUGGUCGCAGGGAGGAAGCUGUCAUUUAUUAACGACGUGGCGGUGACGCAAGAUGGAAAGAAGGUGUACUUCACCGACUCCAGCAGCAGGUGGCAGCGGAGAGACUACAUGCACCUCAUCAUGGAGGCCACGCCCGACGGCCGCGUCCUCGAGUACAACACCGAGACCAAGGAGCUGACGGUGGUGAUGGAGGACAUGCGAUUCCCGAAUGGCAUCCAACUGCUGCCGGACGAGGAGUCGGUGCUGGUGGCGGAGACCACCAUGGCCCGGAUCCGCAGGGUCCACGUGGCCGGGCUGAAUAAAGGCGGGAUGGACACGUUCGUGGACAACCUGCCAGGUUUCCCUGACAACAUCCGCCCGAGCUCCACCGGAGGUUACUGGGUGGCCAUGUCGGCGGUGAGACCGAACCCCGGCUUCUCAAUGCUGGACUUCCUGUCCCAGAGACCCUGGAUCAAAAAGUUCAUAUUCAAGCUCUUCAGCCAGGAUAUCCUGAUGAAGUUUGUUCCCCGGUACAGUUUGGUUGCAGAGCUCCACGACGGUGGCGUGUGCACGCGGAGCUUCCACGACCCCAACGGCCUGGUUGCAGCCUACAUCAGCGAGGUCCACGAGCAUGAUGGGAAUCUGUACCUGGGCUCCUUCCGCUCGCCGUACAUCGCCAAACUCGACCUCAGCAAGGUGUAGAAGAUUCAAAAAGACGACGCGCAGACAGACAUUUUUGUGACUUGUUAACACGGCGUUAACCCGUUCCAGCCUUGGAAAUAUCCCGAGAAUGACUUCACCCAGCGCCACCUACAGGCUGUCCCAGGAAUUGGGCGGCGUUCCCAUUUUUGGCUAAUCUCUGUUGAUUUUUCCUUUUCAGAUUCAUGCAGCUUUAGAUUUAGAUUUUUUUGAUAAUUUCUUCCCGUUUCGACGGUAUUUUGUUUGACUGCUAUGUUUAGACUUUUUAUUCAGAACAAAAGUGUCCAGACAAACGAGGUUUGUGUUUCUGCUUUUGUCGUUUCUUCACUGAAAACCACUGCGACUACAGCGUUCACCUGCUAGCUAACUCAAGCUAACUAAAGCAUACGCUACCUAAUGGAUUUAAGCUAGCACGUUAGCUUGUGGCCUAUUUUAUACUCUUAGGGGCGGAGUUUGUUCCCUUCAGUCAUAGUGCAGGCUUACAGAUGCUUUGAUUAGCAGUUAGCCUGAGCUAACCUAGCUGCCUCUGACUAACUUUGUUUACACAGAAGAAGAGCGGUUACUCACCGUGAUGAUCAACUUCCUGCUAACGCUGAUGUCAGAUUACAGGCUGCUUGAGUAACUGCUUCGCCCUCUUGGGACAAUUUAAUGUGUUUUGAUUGGCUAUCGUCUGCACUACUGCGCUUGCACUCUUUUUUUUUUAAAUUUUAUUUAAUCUCACACACGUUGGGAUGUGAUUGUGGGUGUGUCUUUAGUGACAACCAACCAGUCACGAGAGAGGCUAACACAGGUGUGACUGAGCUAAGCUCCCUACCUGUAACUGUGCUUACGUACUACAGUGAUUGAUGUCACAUUACAAACUGUUUAACCAAUCAUCUUGCCCCUCCCAGGAUUUCUUUGUAAUGUGAUUUGAUUGGCCGACAGCACUGAAAUAUUUAUACAAUAGCAGUUUGAUGGGCUAGCGUCUGAACGGGUUAGCUUGGGUGCUUUGGGAGGAUUCAGGCGUAGCUUUAGGGUUAGAUUGAUAGAUGGAUAGGGGAGAUCUCUUGUGACAAUACUAAUGUAGGGAUUACCUGGCAACUGCUGGUCGCUAAGGAAAAAUGUGUCCUCCCAGCAGGUUGCUGGUUGUCACAAGUGUGAAGUUGGUCGCUCCAGUUUCCCAUAGUGGAAGAUGCUGACUGCAGAUGUUAGCUAGCUAACCAGUGAUGGCUCCUCUUCAAAAUAAAAGCUGUCUCUAUCCACAGAAACUAACAAAAUGAGCACCUUUUACUUUGAAGGCACCGUUGCUUAGCGACAUGUUUGAGUGUGUCCACAGAGGACUCCUCUGUUAGCGACUAAAUCGAUCACAAAGACGUUUUGAGCGGCUUCCUCUGUGAGUCCCGAUUUCACGCCGGUGACUGUCGGUGACCUCUUGCUGCCACUCGCCCAUCAGCUGGGAGCGACCAAGCUUCAGACCUGUGGCACCGAAGCUGCGUCCACACUGGAAGCAACAUGGCGGCUUCAAGCCUUUCUUUUCUCAACUUCCAGACAGGUGACUGAAAUCUCGUCCAAUGAGAGUGCAGGAUACCACUGAUGAACACGGGUAUGGUCUGUUUGUAGAGUUACCUGGGUAACCAGAACCGGGUGUGAUCAGCUGUCACGAAACGUGGCGAGCAAAUUGCUCCUGUUGUGGACGCAGCUUGAUGUCCUCGCUGAUCACGUCCCUCACGUUGAUGUCUGGACGUCGCGAAGCGUGGACUCACUCUUUGUGUCAUCUGAGCGAGUC
Neolamprologus brichardi is the source of this 3013-nucleotide messenger RNA. RefSeq names its product adipocyte plasma membrane associated protein (gene apmap). Gene Ontology annotation, cellular component: endomembrane system. Gene Ontology annotation, molecular function: arylesterase activity. The record is from RefSeq and is a predicted model, not a curated record. Lineage: Eukaryota; Metazoa; Chordata; Actinopteri; Cichliformes; Cichlidae.